AUGCUGCAGAGACAUGCUGCUGCGCUGCUGGGUACCGCGCUGCUGCGGCUGGGUGUAGCGCAUGCAGCAGCAGCAGCAACAGCAGCAGCAACAGCAGCAGCAGCAGCAACGGGCAACUACAAACAGCAACACGCGCAGCAGCAGCAGCACAGGUUGUGGCAGCAGCAGCAGCAGCAGCAGCAGCAGCAGGAAUACAGCAGCGAGAUGAGAAUACUAGGGCCUGGGGGAGAGCGCAUAAGCUGGAGUUGUCUGCAGCAGCAAGUUGCUGCUUCUGCUGCUGCUGCUGCUGCUGCAGUUGCUGCUUCUCGUCCUGGUCCAUACUACUAUCAGCAGCAGCAGCAGCAGCAGCUGCAGCAGCAGCAGCAACAUCUGGUUCCCUUCUCUGUUGCUGCAGCAGCAGAGCUGCUGCUAACUGCAGCAGCAGUAACAAACAAUACAGCAGCAUUUGCUGCUAUGGAUUGCUGCUGCUUCCUACAAAGAGCAGCAAAAAGAGAAACCUUCAUCGGGGCCAUACAUGAUGCUGCGCUGUUUUUCGUGUCAGCUCAGCCGUCUCUGUUGGGGGGUGUUGUCUCCUUUUUGUCUCCUUUUUGCUGCUGUCUUUUUCUUUGUUAUAGAGAAGCAGCAAUGGCUGCGCUGCAGGGAGCAGCAGCAGCAAUGCAUGCGCUCAGUCUUUCUCCUGUUGCUUAUGUUGCUGCUGCUGCUGCUGCUGCUCCUGCUGCUGAUGCUAGGGGAAUGCAAAGACACCAACAACCCCAGCAGCAGCAGCAGAUGCAGCAGCAACAUCAGCAGCAGCAACAGCAGCAACAGCAGCAGCAGCAGCAGCAACAGCAGCAGCAGCAGCUGCUGCUGCUGCAGCAGCAACACACUUGCGGCUCGUGGUCUCCGGUGCUGCCUGAUGGUUACCUGGCCUCUCUAGCAGCAGAAAAGCCAGCAGCAGCAACUGCAGCAGCAGCAGCAGCAGCAGCAACUGCUGCUGCUGCUGCUGCUGCUGCUGCUGCAGGAGUAGGAGGACAGAGACAGGAGACACAGCAGCACGGAUCUCAGCAGCUGCUGCUGCUGCUUGCUGCUGCAACAGAUGCUGCAGUAGAAGCAGCAGCAGUAACCCUAGAAGAUAUACACCCUCAGCUGCUGCUGCUGGAGAAGGCAUCAGCAACAAAAGCAACUGAAACAGCAGCAGCAGCAGCAGCAGCAGCAGCAGCAGCAGCAGCAGCAGCAGCAGCAGCAGGGGAUGAAGCAGCAGAUCUAUGGCUUGCUGCUGACUCGCUGCGGUGUCUCCGUUCCUCUCUCAGCUGUCUGCAGCUGCUGCUGCAUCUCUGGGUGGGCUUACACAAGGUCACUGCAGCAGCAGCAGCAGCAGCACCAGCAGCAGCAGCAGCAGCAGCACCAGAAGGAGCAGCAGCAGCAGCAACAGCGGAUACUGCUGCUGCUGCUCCUGCUCCUGCUGCUGCUGUUGCAGCAUUUGGCGAUGAAGGCAGAGCCAUGAGGGUCCUACAGGUUAUAGAGAUUGGUUUUGCUGUAUACCCGGCUCUGCGGUGUCUCUCCGCCUGGCGGCAGCAGCGCGAGGAGGAGUGUGGAGCAGCAGCAACAGCAGCAGCAGCAGCAGCAGCAGCAGCAGUAGAGGAAGCAGCAGCAGGAGCUUUUGCUGCUACUCUUCAAUGCCUAGCUCACUGCGUCGUUCUCCCCUGCUGCUGCUGGCCUUCUGCUGCAGCAAGAGCAGCAGCUGUGCUGCUGCUGCAGCGCCGGCUUAUGCGCCCCUGCUGCUUCAUCCCUCUACUCCGAAUCACUGAGACGCCGAUCCUCCCGCUGCUGUUUCGUUGCCUUCGCCGUGGCGUGCAGUUGCUGCUGCAGCUGCACGCUGAGGAGACAGCAGCAGCAGCAGCAGCAGCAGCAGCAGCAGGAACAAAACAAACAGCAGCAGCAGCAGCAGCAGCAGCAGCAGAUGAGAUCAAUGUGCAUUUUCUAAGCCCUAGAGAAGGAGACGAACUGGUGCUUGCUGCUGCUUUCUGCUGCACCUCAGCAACAGCAGCAGUAGCGCAUGCAGCAGCAGAAUGUCUCCUCGUGCUGCUGCCGCUGCUGGGACUGCCGCACCAGCAGCAGCAGCAGCAGCAGCAGCAGCAGCAGCAGCAGCAGCAGCAGCAGCAGCAGCAGAAGCAAAGUGUAGAACGUCUCCAUCAAUCUCUUAAAAAGGAGAUGGUGACUCUGAACCUGCUUCCUCCUGUUUUGCUGCUGCAGGGGAACGAGCAGCAGCAGCAGCCUUGUGCUUGCUGCUGCGUGCUGCACCCACAGCCGCAGCAGCAGCAGCAGCAGCAGCAGCAGCAGUUGCUGCUGCUGCAGCAGCAGCAGCAGCAGCAGACAGGAGAAUCACAACACUCUCUUAGAUUCAUGCAGGCAGCAGAAUGCCUUCGUUAUACUGCUGUGUCUCCCCGCUACAGCCAAGCAGCAGCAGCAGCAGCAGCAGCAGCAGCAGCAGCAGCAGGGGGGAACAGCAGCAACGAUAUUUCUCUUAUGGAAAGGGGACAGAGGAUGCAGCGGCUGCUGCUGCCGCUGCUGUCUUGUCUCCUCUCGCUGCAGCAGCAGCAAAACAUAGAUAGACUCUGCUGCCUCUGCAGCAGCAACACCCCGCUGCUGCUGCAGCCAGCAGCAGACAAAGCAGCAGCAGCAGCAGCAGCAGCAAGAGACACCAGCAGCAGCAGCAGCAGCAGCAGCAGCAGCAGGAAGAAGGAUGACAGCAGCACAGACACACACAAAGAGCCAGAGAGAGGAGACAGCAGCGGCUCUUUAAAACCACGAACCAGCAGCAGCAGCAGCAGCAGCAGCAGCAGCAGCAGCAGCAGCAGCAGCAGCAGCAGCAGGAGCAACAGCAGCAGCAGGAGCAGCAGCAGCAGCAGAAGAUUAUUAGAUUAUGAAGACAAAGAGAAUAUAUUUAUAUAUAAUUUAUGCAUGCGUUUGGAGUCUGAGUUGAGGAUGACAGCAGAUAUCGAGCGUUGGGGUUUUUUGUCUUUUUUUUUGUCUUCUCCUCCUGGCCUGUCUCUCCCCCCAAAUGUUUAUCUUUUUAAGCAGCAGCAGCAGCAGCAGCAGCAGCAACAGCAGCAGCAGCAGCAGCAGCGUGUGCUGCAGCAGCAGCAGCAGAGGCAGCAGCAGCAGCAGCAAAAAGAACGAGAACGAGGCAAUCUUUUCUCAGCAUUUGCUCCCAGCAGGCAGCAACCUGCUGCUGCUGCUUCCCCCUAA
This is a messenger RNA of Eimeria mitis, 3228 nucleotides long. RefSeq lists its product as uncharacterized. The record is from RefSeq and is a predicted model, not a curated record. The transcript has 5 exons. Gene Ontology annotation, cellular component: SWI/SNF complex; nucleus. Gene Ontology annotation, biological process: regulation of transcription by RNA polymerase II. Lineage: Eukaryota; Apicomplexa; Conoidasida; Eucoccidiorida; Eimeriidae. Gene Ontology annotation, molecular function: transcription coregulator activity. Bases 1 to 3228 code for a protein of 1075 amino acids.